CGAAACGCUAAUAAGUCGAUGUCUAAGCAUAAAUAUUCAGAAGUGGUGUUGCCUGCAUCUAUUAAUUAAAUUAAAUGAAUUGCCAAAAUUAUCAUAAUAAAAACCAAUUAAUUCAUAAAAUUUCAAGCUUAAUUUAAAUCAGGUAUUAGUGACGAUUUAGGUAAAAUAAAAACGGAACGAAUUUUAUUCAGAUUUACCCGCCAUUAUACUGAUUCGUUACUAUUGUCACGUGACCAUAACCUAAAGCAGCCAAUCAAAAUUCAAUGCUUAGGCGACAACCACAAUUUUGAGAAAUGGCUGACGAUAAAGAAGUUGAGAAAACUAUUGCUGAAGACUUGGUUGUUACCAAGUACAAACUAGCUGGACAAAUUGUUAAUCGUGUCCUGGAACAGGUCAUUGCGAAAUGUGUGCCUGAUGCAUCAGCCAGAGAAAUAUGCGAAUUUGGCGACAAGCUAAUUCUAGACGAGACUUCGAAGGUUUUCAAAAAAGAGAAAGAUUCUAAGAAGGGUAUAGCAUUCUCAACAUGUGUGUCGGUGAACAAUUGUAUAUGUCACUUCUCGCCGAUACCUAGCGAAAACGAUUACAUACUCAAAGAGGGUGAUCUCGCCAAGAUAGACCUAGGUGCACACAUUGAUGGAUUCAUUGCAGUAGUUGCCCACACUGUAAUAGUUGGUGGUGUGGAAGUAACAGGAAGAGCAGCAGAUGUUGUGCUUGCUGCUCACCUUGCUAGUGAAGCCGCCCUGAGGUUGUUGCGGCCCGGUAAUGAGAACUACGUCAUAACAGAUGCUGUGCAGAAGAUCACAGCAGAAUAUGGCUGCAAACCUGUAGAAGGCAUGCUUUCACAUCAACUGAAGCAGUUCCGUAUCGAUGGCGAGAAGAGCAUCAUACAGAACCCUUCUGAAGCACAGCGCAAGGAACAUGAGAAGGCAACUUUGGAAACCUAUGAAGUUUAUGCAAUGGAUGUUUUAGUGUCCACUGGAGAAGGCAUUGGCCGAGAAAUGGACACAAGGUGUACAAUAUACAAGAAAACUGAUGAGGUUUAUCAAUUGAAACUUAAAGCUUCAAGAAUGUUCUACAGUGAGGUCCGCAAUAAACAUGGCUCAAUGCCAUUCAACCUCCGAAGCUUUGACAAAGAGACCAGUGCGAGAUUAGGUGUUGUUGAAUGUGUCAACCACAAACUUAUUGAGCCUUUCCAGGUUCUGUAUGAGCGCCCCGGUGAGCUUGUGGCGCAGUUUAAAUUUACGGCCCUGUUGCUACCAAGUGGUACACAUCGUAUCACUGGCCUGCCAUUUGAUAAAAGUACAUGCAAGAGUGAGCGCAGUAUCAAGGACCCUGAACUCAAUGCACUCCUCAACUCAUCCGCGAAAUCUAACAAGAAGAAGAAAAAGAAAACUGGCGCCGAAGAACCUAUGGAAGUCGAAACUGUUGCCUAGCAACGGGAUGCCUUGCCCAGGACAUUAACGAAAUGAAAUCUACAGCUUCCUUCAACAUACUCUUUUAAGGAUACCUUUAUUACAAGCUGAUAAAAAAACAAAUAGAUAUUAAAUUUUACAUUUUAAAUCUGAUACAUUUUGGCUUGUUUAUAAAAUCGAAAAUUACAGUAGAGUCCACAUAUUCAUCUUUAAAACUAGGGGGACAAGCAACUUUUUUAUGUGGGGAUUUUGCAAUAGUAUGUAAUUCUAAAUACAAAAUAAGUGUGCUAUUGUACUGUAAUGAGAUGACUAACAUAAUGUUUUGCUUUGAAUCCUUAAUUCAUCACUGAAUCCUACAUGUUUGAAAUAGUACUUGUACAUAAAAUGACUGGACACUCCUAAGAAGUGUAAUUUGAACAGAAAGUAAUAAUAUAUCAAGACCAUUCCUUUGAAUGUUUGUUUUAGACCUUUUAAAAGUGCACAAAAUUUUAAUUCCUUUAUAAAAUUUGAUAUUACAUGAAUUGACAUUUUUAUUGAUUUGUUUGUAACAUUUGCGCAACUGUUUCAUAAUAUUGUUAAAGAUUUUCCUAAAAUUUACCGAAAUUGUAGUAUUCAUAAUAGUAUCUCUGUAACUGAAGUUUUUAACAUAGUUAUUCUUUGAAUUCAUAUAAAUCAGAUACCAUUAUUUUUUGUGAUGACACCAAGCUUUCUUUCAUAAAGAAUCUUAUAUAAAUUUAAAUAGGUAAUUAGUAAAAUGAUGGUUUUUUAUUAAAUUUGUGAUGGACAUUCAUGUUUUGUGAGGUCUUUGUUGUGUCAACUGCAAUAUUGUUGAAGCUUGGAAAUGUUUACAAUGUUUAUGGAGCAGAUCCUAUUAUUAGGUAAAGUUGUAAAGUAUGUGACACUGCAAGAAAGGAAUAAAUCAAACUGUGCCACAGUUGUGGGCUGUUUUUGUAAAUUUUAUUUUUUUAAUCAUUGCCCCAACACACCCUUUUGUAAGAGCAUUAACAAACUAUCAAUCAUACUGACCUAUAAUAAUUUUUUUUACCCCCGAAGGAAAGAAGGGGUGUUUUAAGUUUACGUGGCUUGUCUGUCUGUGGCAUUGUGAAGCUUAAAUAGAUAAGAAAUUUUCAAUUUUUUUUUUUUUAAUAAAGGUGACUUACGUGCUAGUGUUCCUAGACAUGUUUGAUGAAAGUUAGUUUAGCCAUUUACAAGUUAUGGGGGUGCAAAUGGGGAAGGGUAACCAAAGGUCUGCAAAUAUACUCAAGUGGGGUCUCAAAUGAAAGGGAAUGUUGAUGACUUAAUCAAGAGCUCUCUUAGCAAUAUAUAAUACCUAUAAAAAGUGAAAACUAAAAUAUAAAUUUACAAAACCUCUGACCAAAAAAACUAAGAUUUUAAUAGUAAUUAAUAACUAAGAUUUAGAUAUUAGUAGAUAGAUAAUAAAAGAAAUAAAAAUAUGUCACGUUGAGGGACCGAAAAAAUUUGGAACACUGGAAUUAUGCCUUCAACGGUAAACUUUGUUUUUUUUUAAUCAUUGCCUCACACUACAAUCCUUUUUUAAAAUAAUAUACUGAUCCAUAAUAAUUUUUAAUAGAUCACAUAGAUUUUUUUUCUUGCUGGUAUAUGCCUUUAAUUAACACAGUGCAUAGCAGCUAGCAGCUUUGUCUGUUUUUUGAUCACAUAACAUUUUUUGCAAAGGGUGGCGAAACUAAUUUAUGGAGAUGGAUGUUCAUGACAGCCUAGAUUUUGAUGUCAUACAGAGGAAAAAAGUGAUAAAAAAAUGUUAAGGCAACUUUUAAUCAAUAGUAAAAAACUAAGGAUGUUAGCACCAAUUUUAAACAUUUUUUGAAUACUGCAUUAUGUGAAACAUCUUGUCUCACAAAAUACUAUAAAUUUAUUAAAUUUAUGAAACUCAUGAUCACAAAAAUGAACAAACUCCAUUUUUAAGCUUUUAUUUUAAAUAAACAAUUCCAUUUGAAAUAAAUACAUACAAUCUACUAUACAAUUUCAUUUAUUUUCUUGCAUAGGAGGACUUACACUUUGCUCACCUGCAUCUAGAGCAGAGUUAAUAUACUCAUAUGCCUUACUUGCAGCAUUACUGGUAUGUGUAGGAAGAUCAACCAAGAAACUAAAUGUAGCCUUUACUCCAUUAUUCCAAUAGUGCUUGAAAAGGUAUGAAACUCUAUCAUUUGUGGGUAAAGGUGUCACCUCGUAAGGUAUUUGUUUUUUAAGUUCUCCGACAUAAGGAGAAACUCCUUUUUCGAGUUCAUCGUACAAUGCAGAAGUGGUAGCACUAUCUUUCCAAACACCUUUAUCAAUAGUGUAAUACACUGCUGAACCCAAAACCGCUGAUUUUAUCCCGAAUUUUAUCAUUUUUUUCGGUUAAUUCGUCAUAAAAUUAUAAUAUUAUUUUGUAUAUUUACUUCAAAAUUAUGUAAUUUUCGAAGUAACUUAACCUUAAUUUUUGUUUAAACUGACAUUGACAGAUCAGUAAAUUGUCAGGUUCACCAGUGCGCAUAGUAAAUUAAUCUAUGCGAG
Spodoptera exigua (beet armyworm) is the source of this 3947-nucleotide messenger RNA. The record is from the annotation of a GenBank genome assembly. NCBI's taxonomy places the organism in Eukaryota, Metazoa, Arthropoda, Insecta, Lepidoptera, Noctuidae.